Bursaphelenchus xylophilus (pine wood nematode) is the source of this 2199-nucleotide messenger RNA. The record is from the annotation of a GenBank genome assembly. Lineage: Eukaryota; Metazoa; Nematoda; Chromadorea; Rhabditida; Aphelenchoididae.
AUGGCAGACCGUGACGAUUUCGUCAAAAAAGCGUUGGCCUUCGUGCUGCAAUGCACCGCCAUUUACCAGGGCUUGCAGCCGGACGUUGCUAUCCUCGAUGUGGUGACUGCGGAUGGUGGAAAGGUGGUCAAAUACCACUACAAUGGGAGCGCGGAGCCAGAGAUGUGAGUUUGAAGGGGUAAACUGGCGGUCCGAAAAGUCGCCGGGUCGGGUUUUGGAUUUUGCACUGUGCGAAAGUCAGAGAGCGAGCGACAGCCGAGAAGAGCGAUUUGCACCGUGCAAGUGGUGCAUUUUGGGCUGUCGCUCGCACCCUGCCUUUUUUGCACGGUGCAAACGUCAAAAAUUUUGCCUGGAGUUGCUCGUCCAAGCUUACUCGAAGUCGAGGUCGGGCUUGGCCGACAACAACCUGGCCCUGAUUUUAAAUUGUUUUAAAUAUUACGUGUUUAAUUUAGUACGACCUACGAGCUCAAUGGUUUCGGCGAGACCAUCAGUAAUCUUCAAGUUCAAAUGAUGGAAAAAGACGGCAAACUGGUUCUGGCUGGUCAAGUGAACGCUGGUGAUAAGUCAGUCCUUUUUUACUUCAGCGAUUUAUCGUGUGAUGAAUUUUCAGAUGCCGGCCUUUUGUCCUCGAAGGAAGCGAGCUGAAGCCGCUAGCCCCCUUCGUUGCUUGCAAGAAUGAGGUUUCUUACAUGAUGAAUGAAAAGUUUUACGUUAUAAGGUGUGCAAGUGACCCGCGUAAUCCUCCAAAUUCCAUCACCACAGACCUUAAAGGAACUCUAAUCCCGGAUGAAAUGAAGGCAGGCCAAAAUGCACUUCCCUGCCAGUUAGACCUUGCGGUGAGCCAACAGCACAAGGUUUUAGCGUUUGACAAAUCAGGCUGUAUGGCAGUCCGUGAUGAUAUCACGAAAUGGAAGACAGCUGAGGAAUGCAAGAAGAAUACGAUUGCUUUGACUGAGGGAACGAUGUCAGACCUCUAUUCGUUGGUGAGUUAUAACAAUUUUUUCCUUUAUUGAUGUUCCCUCUUUACCCAACCGCUUUUCUUUUCAGUAUUACUUGUGGUUGGUCUUCAAGGGUGAUUGUAAAGCUGAAGCCGACGCCCUCAGUUCAUUCAAGGAUAAGUUCUUGAUCAAUACCUACGUCAAACUUCAGGCGAGUUUGGUGGAAACUUCGACGUAAGUUUUCAAACAUUGCAUUUUGGGGCUGCGAGGUUUUGGGUCGACGAGAGUUCGGGUCGAGGAGAGGGCUUAGUCGACAAAAAUUACACGGUUGACCGGGUCCUAGGGUAGUCCGUCACCUAUUUUGAGGUAUUUUUCGCGUAUUACUGCAAUGAAGCCAGAUAAAGUUUUCGGAUCUUUGCUUUUGCCUUUUCUAUGCCACAAUAGCACAGGGUCAAGAGAGCGAAGGUUCGCAAUAGCUAAACUUAAAGGGGAAGUACCUCAAGUGCGACGCUCAGAUUUUUUUUGCACACACGUCAGUCAUGAACUAGAUAUCAAUCGCUGAAAGUUUUAGCUCGCGCUUUUCCAGCUCCGCCGAUUGAACGAUUUUACUUUUGUUUCUUGCGUUAAAAAUUUUUUUUGGAGCAUCCGACGGCUUUUCCAGGCCUCGCACGCACCUCCCACCAUCUUUUUGCGGGUCUCCGCCGGCCCGAAAGAUGCCGUGUUGACCCGAACUGUCGUCGGGACGAAAAACGCGUGUAUUUUUGGACUUUUAUAUAAUUGUACACCCGUUUCAGCGCUGGAAAUGACACGGAAAGUACAGAGAACUUGGGACUAAUUAUUGGUGGUGGCGUGAGCGCGGUUGCGGUCCUGAUCCUGAGCGUGGUGGCUGGUGUCCUCUGUUUCCUCUACGUAAGCUUUUGAAGUUUCUGAAUUCGUAUUUCGUACAAGUUUGCAAGUAGAGUGGCAUUUUUUUCAGAGAAGGGGAAAGUUGUGCUGCAAACGCAAGCGCCUGGCUGAAGCGGAAGCCCGAGGCCGCAACAACAAUAAAAAGACCGACGACAAGAAGGGAGACGAAUCAGCCAUGUCUGCCGCUGGAAGCACCUCCAAGGGCGUUUCGAACGGCCACAAAACACCUAACGACUCGAAGCUAUUUAUCGAUAAAAAGCCUCAACAAACAUCCGAACAAAAAAACCCCCCCGCCGCCGCUGAUGAAGCACAAGAAGAAAAAACCGCCACCGCCGAUGGAGAACCGGCACAAUAG